AUGACCCCCGAAGUUCAAUACUCGCCAUGCUCCGAUUCAACCGAUUCAUUGGAGAAAGAUAAUAAUCCAGAAGAGUGCGGAUUCCUGUUCCCAUCGAAUAGAGGCCCCAAGUGGGGGACUCGAUCCAACCUCUGGCGCCAGGCGCUAUCUGUUACGAUAUUCGUCCUGCUGGCAGUGUUGGUGAUUCUCAAUGGUAUUCUACUAUUCUGGAUAAAAUCGUCAUCUCUCAGUGAUCCAAAUGGGCCAAGCCAGUCGAACUAUUUUCUCUACUCCCCAUCCGGCGAGAAAAAGCAUCCGGAGAUAGUGGAAAGAAUAUACCAUGAUUACCAUGAUGAUUUUUUGAGUUUCAAUACAACGGUAUCUCAGCAACACUGGCGAAGUCUUUUCCCUGUGGGAGAAGGCAUGGUCGGCUUGACCGACCAACAAGUCAUCGAUAUGGAUGUACAUCAUUCCGUUCGUGGAGUGUCAGAUCCGGAUAGACACAUUUAUAUGGUGGCUGCGUUUCACCAAUUGCAUUGCCUGAGUCAAGCGCGAUCGAUCAUCAUGCAUCUUUUCCAGGACCCAAAAUACACGCUCCGUGAAGCCACAUAUCAUCACACCAUGCACUGCGUGGACAUUGUACGACAGGCGCUAAUGUGUGCUGCGGACUCCACACUCAUCUGGAAGGAAUAUGACGUCAAAUGGCCCGGCGAGGGAGGGACAAGGGUGUGUCGAAACUUCGAUGCCUUGACGGAAUGGGUGAUUGACCAUAAAUAUGUGUCUCAAUCGUUUGACCCCGCUCUCUUGCCGCACACAGAAUACUAA
Penicillium robsamsonii is the source of this 804-nucleotide messenger RNA. RefSeq lists its product as uncharacterized. NCBI's taxonomy places the organism in Eukaryota, Fungi, Ascomycota, Eurotiomycetes, Eurotiales, Aspergillaceae. Gene Ontology annotation, biological process: mycotoxin biosynthetic process. The record is from RefSeq and is a predicted model, not a curated record. The transcript is spliced from 4 exons. Bases 1 to 804 code for a protein of 267 amino acids.